This is a messenger RNA of Tripterygium wilfordii, 1704 nucleotides long. Its product is annotated as serine/threonine-protein kinase UCNL-like. The transcript has a single exon. Gene Ontology annotation, molecular function: protein serine/threonine kinase activity; ATP binding. The coding region runs from base 154 to 1419 and encodes 421 amino acids. The record is from RefSeq and is a predicted model, not a curated record. NCBI's taxonomy places the organism in Eukaryota, Viridiplantae, Streptophyta, Magnoliopsida, Celastrales, Celastraceae. Gene Ontology annotation, biological process: protein phosphorylation. Gene Ontology annotation, cellular component: cytoplasm; nucleus; plasma membrane.
ACCACUAAAAACAACCCCGCCCACAAAAAGCUAAAGCCAAAGAUAAAAUACACAGAAACCAAUCUAUAAAACCAAAACAAGACAUCACAAAACCAUCUCUCUCUCCACCUUCUCUGUCUUUCUCCCCGAGACCUUCAUUUUCUCUCUCUUGAAAUGGAGGCUCCACCGGAACUACGACAACCGCCACCGCCAAGUCAACUCAAUUUAGACAACCUUAAAAGCCUCAAAGUCCUAGGCAAAGGUGCCAUGGGCACUGUCUUCCUCGUCCACGACCAGGUCUCCGACCCGACUGCCAGCAAUCCAUUCGCACUCAAAGUCGUUGAAAAAUCCUCAAUACACAACAAGCUAGACGCGGACCGCCGUGCCCGGUGGGAGAUCGAGGUCCUGACCAGGUUAUCCAACCCGAAUACCCACCCGUUUCUUCCUUACCUCCUUGGGUCCCUCGAGACCUCCGACUUUCUGGCGUGGGCUGUUCCUUUCUGUUCCGGAGGCGACCUUAAUGUUCUCCGCUAUCGCCAAAACGACCGCGUUUUCUCCCCAGCGGUUAUAAGGUUUUACGUAGCGGAGGUCGUGUGCGCUCUCGAGCAUUUGCAUAACAUGGGCCUCGUUUAUCGUGAUUUGAAGCCCGAGAACAUUCUCAUUCAACAAUCUGGUCACGUGACUCUCACGGACUUCGAUCUUUCGCAGAGUUUGACUAGGCCGACAAUUAAAUCGUUGUUAUUUUCCUGUGAGGACCCGCAAGGAGGACUCGAUCAUCUAAACAAGAAGAAUAAGCAUCGCCGGAAUUUUACGCGGUGGAUUCUGUUGUUGCCGGAGGAUGGGAACAAGAAAAAAAGGGGACUGAGGAAGGCGAAAUCGGCCCGAGUUAGCCCGGUGAAUCGUAGGAAACUGAGUUUCUCAAAUGGUGAACGAUCCAACUCGUUCGUGGGUACUGAGGAGUAUGUUUCGCCAGAAGUGGUACGUGGGGAUGGGCACGAGUUCGCUGUGGAUUGGUGGGCUCUAGGAAUUCUGACGUACGAGAUGCUGUAUGGCACGACGCCGUUUAAGGGUAAGAACAGAAAAGAAACGUUUCGGAACGUCUUGAUGAAACCGCCUGAAUUCCUGGGGAAGCCCAACGCUUUAACGGACUUGAUCGGACGGUUGUUAGAGAAGGAUCCCACGAGGAGAUUGGGGUAUCAGAGAGGCGCGUGUGAGAUCAAGGAGCACGAGUUUUUUAAUGGGGUUAGGUGGGACCUUCUAACGGAAGUGUCACGUCCACCGUGUAUUCCGUCAAGAGAGGAGGGAGAAAUGACGGCAGCGGGGGGAGUGGAUAUACGAGAUUACUUCGAGAAAAUGAGGGCGCCACCGUCGAUGCCGCCAUCUCCGUUACCUUCACCAUCCUCAGAGUGGCGGAGAAAUGUCUCGUUAACGGAAUUCUGACAAUACUCUUGAGGAUCUGACACAUGUAAGAGAUAAUUAUAUUUUUAGAAUUAUUUCUAAAAUAUGUAUCCGUGUACAUAGAGUAAUAAUUGGUAGAACGUGAGGAACGGCCAAUUAGUAGUUGUUAGUUGUUGCUCACUACAUAUCUUAAACUAUAAAUAGUUUAGAUUUCGUAUCAUAUUUUAUACACACUUGUUUAUACUAUUAUACAUACAUGUAUGUGUAUAUACUCUUCUUAUUCUGCUAUGCCUACAUCCUACUUUGGCGCGUGCGUGCACGCUGAAC